Pelobates fuscus (common spadefoot toad) is the source of this 417-nucleotide messenger RNA. RefSeq names its product scavenger receptor cysteine-rich domain-containing group B protein-like. The transcript has 4 exons. Bases 1 to 417 code for a protein of 138 amino acids. Gene Ontology annotation, cellular component: plasma membrane. Gene Ontology annotation, molecular function: serine-type endopeptidase activity. NCBI's taxonomy places the organism in Eukaryota, Metazoa, Chordata, Amphibia, Anura, Pelobatidae. Gene Ontology annotation, biological process: zymogen activation. The record is from RefSeq and is a predicted model, not a curated record.
AUGGGGGCCAUUGACAGGACACUCUGCUUUCUAUUUCUCAUAGGAUCAUUAAUAUCCUCAGGAUGGAGCUAUCCCACAAGUAAUAUUCCAGAUAUUUUCCUUGUGCGCCUGGUGGGAGGCUGGGACAGAUGUUCUGGACGUGUGGAGAUUAAUUAUAACAAAUCCUGGGGCUCAGUAUGUGAUGAUUACUGGAGCAUCCAAAGUGCAGCUAUAGUAUGCAAACAGCUGAAUUGUGGAUAUGCUCUUGAAGCUUUACAUAAUGCAUAUUUUGAAAAGGGUUCUGGAAACAUCUUGAUGGAUGAUGUGAAGUGCUCUGGAAGUGAGCAAGCCCUUUCACAAUGCUCUCAUAGAGGAUGGGGUGUUCAUGACUGCAGGCCGCAUGAGGAUGCUGGUAUCAUUUGCUCAGACACUAACUAA